AUGACUGGACAGGAGCCAGCAGUCGCACGAGUUCCAGUCGAAUUAUGGAAGAAGAUUCUGUCGACCGCCGUCGCCGUCGGUUUCUCUCCGGCACUCGAAGACGGGUUGAUAGAGAAUAUGAGCGUCUUCUCUGACGAAUGUACCGUCGUGUCGACCUACAAGGUUGCAGAGCAGACUUUGAACCGACUUCGACGUGUCUGUCACUCGUGGAACGAGUUUCUCCUCGAUUUCAUCAAUAAAGGGAGCUUUGUCACCUGCGUCCCCGCGUAUUGGCAUCGUCCAGAGGAAUGGCCUUCCUCGAACCGGUUGUCCAAGGCUCGGCGCAUUCAAAUUGUACACACGUAUGAAUGCCUGUGCGACACCCCAUGUUAUCUCUCCCUUCGAUGGCGCAGAGAGCACUCGCUCGCACACUCGCCUUCAGAGGUAGGCGGACUCGAACGAAUCUAUUCGUCGGCGGACGGUCCGCUCGCCGUGACCAGUCUUCAUGGUGCGCUAUACGAGUUUGAUUUUGCAGACUCGAGGAAGAUGAUGCCGAAUCUUCGCAUCUUGUCCUUGCGGCGUGAUCGAACGGCUGCGAGUGCUCUUCCGAUGCGCCAGUUGUCGGAAGCCUAUCCUCGCCUUACGCAUCUCGAAGUGUUGGACGUUGGACCAGAUACAUUUGAUCCGGGCCUCGAUCUUCCAUCUCUCACGACACUUUCAUUACAACCCAACCGUACGCCGACCGUGCUCUACACUCGUUGGGGGGACCCACGCAUCUGGAAUCUUCCAUCGCUGCGCUACCUCUUUAUCAAGGGAAUCUAUACUUCCCACUUUAUUACAUCUCAUAUAGAACCACUUCUACGCGCAACGGGCUCGCAACUCCGUGGCCUCUCGAUCGCGCGCGACCUUGCACACUUUUCCGGACGGAUUGGGUUCGAGUUCCCUGAUACAAUCUGGGAGCAAUGUCCAAACCUCGAGUGUAUUGGUGGGACUGCACUCUCUUUAUUGCACAUGCCCGUCCCCCCACGUACCGUGCCCGUGCGCACCGUAUUUCUCAAUGCCAUUUUUGGCGUCGACUGGAUGCCGAAUACUACAGAAAUCAAAGUGCGAGAAACGCCGGAUAUUGUCGCGGCUGUCGCAAAGAGGUGGCCCAACGUCGAAUCCUUUCAACUCCAGAUAACCUGGGACCGCUUCUUGCUCAAGUUUUUCCACAAACCAAAGCAACAUCGGGCCGAGUGGAUCAAUUUCCUUGUGCCGUUUGGCCUGUUCCAGAGGCGACAUGGAUGUCCGUUGAGGGAUGUGAAUGGGGUAGCGUUUGAUGAUGACAAGGUGUAUUGGGUGCGGCAAAAGGUUCAGAUGGAAGCCGUCAUUCUCGCCCAGACGUUGCCCACUACGUCGUGGACAAAUGUCUUGUCGCCUGGGAGCUCGAGGGUAAUGUGA
This is a messenger RNA of Serendipita indica DSM 11827, 1419 nucleotides long. The record is from the annotation of a GenBank genome assembly. NCBI's taxonomy places the organism in Eukaryota, Fungi, Basidiomycota, Agaricomycetes, Sebacinales, Serendipitaceae.